CAGAAAGGCGCUGCUGCGGCGGCUGUGUCGCAUCGCUAGAUCCAGAGGCGCCGGUUGACACAGCUCGACCCAAAAACUUUCCGUUUUCGCCGCGUUCACCUUUUCUUCGCGUGUCUUUGCAGGCUCUUCACCGCGAGCGAAACUUUGUCCGUCCAUGCGUUCCACACUCUGUGUGCCGUCACGCGACGUGUGGUUGAUGAAAAACACCGAGAGGCGACCCCGCAAAGCCUCGCUUUCUGUUCCUUUUUCCAGUCCCGCUGGCUUUUCCCGGCUUUUUGCUCAAGACGCAUCCAAAGCCGCGCAUGUCGUGUUUUUGUGUCUGCAUUUCGAGGAGCUUUCCACCCCAGUCUGUGCGUGUGUGCGACGAGACAAAGCAGUGAAACCACGUCAUUCCUGUGGGCUUCGUAUCUCUUGGUCUCCUGAACAGUCACAGGACUUGUGGCCGUUCCUUCCAACCGAGAGCCGGUCGUCAGAAGACGACUUCAUUCAAGGACGAAAGUCGUUUAGCAUCCGUCACUCACACACAUGAGAGGCACUUGCACAGGGAUGAAGGAGAGCUCACGGUACCGCUAAAGCAAUCAUAAAGAACUUGGUUGUCUGUAUCUCGUAACUGGAGUCACAUUCAGUAUCGUAGGUACUAGAAUGUCCCUGUUUACUCGAUUUGAGUUAUACAGUUCUGGGUCGCGGAUAAGAAAGCCGUUCUGACUCCAUACGGUUUGAGUCGCACACAGCGGGCCAAACAACGUUCCGUUCUCCAAAGGUGGAAUCCCCUUCGCCUUUUUCCAGUUGGGAACUAGCUCUUUCGGACCCGCGUUUUCUCUCUGAAGGGAAACUGAGGAAAGGAGGGGUAAGAAAGAAACACAAGAGGGAAGAAACAAUUCAACGAGGAGCUUUAGUCGCGGUAUCGACUCCGCCGAACCAUUCUGAGGCCUGUGCUUGCCUGUCUGUACAGCCGAUUUUCCUGAGGAAAGAGGCGUAUGCGCGCGCGUUUUGACCGACCCUUCCUCCAAGACAAGCACUGCGUUCUAUCGAGAACGCAAAGGGGACCUUCCUCGGCUUUCAAAGCCUGACGCUUUUUGUCUUUCCGUUCUUCAGAGGUCCGACAGAGUCGCGCUUUUCCAAGCAGACCUUUCGUGGCAUCAUUGCUUGCGCUUGUGUUUGGGUUCUUCUCUGGAGGUCGACACGCCCCUCGUGCUGUGUCAGUGCCUUUCUCUGCCUCUCCGACCGCUCACGCUCACAAAAGUGAACGAAGGAGGUCGCUGUGCAUCUCCGAACCUCCGUUCGGACGCCUCAUUCGUGACUUUACUCAGAGUUCGCCGCGAAAACAGCGCCUCGUCGUUUGCCUCUGUCUCGUGAACUCGCCUGCUCUUCCUUUUUUGCCCUCGGAGAGCAUGCGUCUGUUCUGCGUGGUGGUCCCCGUUUUUCCGGCACAAAGGCGCCUCUAUGUGCGCCUCUGAGACCUGACCCAGAGACUGAGUUUGGGUGUAUGCACCGAGUGUGUCGUCGCGCUUGUCUGCGCUCGUGACGCUGAACCAAGCGAAGCCUCUCCGUUCCACUCUUCUGCGAACGGACUGAGCGAAGGCAAGGCAGGGAACCGAGUUUCCCGUAGAGAGGACACAAAAGCGACACCGGAGGCAUUUCAGUUCGUUCGUUCCUGUUGUCGAAAAGGGAGAGACCUUUCGGGUCGACCGUUGACUUUGUCGUUUGAUCUCGUGUUCACCACGACAAACAAGGAGAGAUGCGCCGUGUCUCCGCCGCCUUCUUGCCCGAGACGCUCAAGACAACCUGCUUUCUCCUACACUCGUCUCUCUGCUCGCGAGUGAAGGACGCUGCCGAAGCACGGACACUCCUCAGUUUGAGGAACAUUUCUCAGUUUGAGGAACAUUUCUCAGUUUGAGGAACAUUUCUCAGUGAACCCGCGUUCGUCAUUCAACUACAGCCAACACAUCUUUUUUGUGCGUCUCUGCAUGUUCAGCGACAGACAAACUCAGGAAGGACACACUACUGAAUCGUUGACUCUCGACAUCCCAGCGUCGACUUCAGACGCUUUUGAAGGCCCAAGAAGCUCUUGAAAGAACGCCUUUCCUUCUUCUUCUCCCCCUCUGUUCUUCUCUCUCUUCUCUCUUCUUCCUCGGAAGCCUCUCGCGCCGCCUCUGUUGGCCCGCCUUGGCCUGCGGUCUCUGUUGCGACGGCGGACGGCGACUUGUUUCCUUGCUCUGAAAAUGCAUCUGGCGGGAGACGUCGGCGUCCAGUUCGAGUGCGUCUGCUCUCAAACGCACCCUGGACAGACGCUGUGGGUCGUGGGGAGCGUCCCUGCUCUCGGCUCUUGGAGUCUGCAUGCAGCCCUGCAGCUCGAGACCGGACCUGACACAUUUCCCCGUUGGAAGUCGAGAGACGGCGUCCGCGUCCCCAGAAACCAAGAUGUCGAAUUCAAAUUCGUCAUUAUGAGUCAAAACCGGGACUACGUCGUCUGGGAGCAAAUCUACAAUCGCAAGAUCUGCACAGAUUCUCCCAUCAUCUACAAAAGCCGUUUCGGCGAGUGGCAGAGCGAGACGACGCCUUGGGUACUUGCGUCAAAAGCCGGGACAGUCGGCCUGAAACUCUCCCCAGUAGCUGGAGACCAGCAACAACAGCCCACUUGGAUGGGGCGUUCGCCGGAUACGGCAGCGUCGCCGGUGCUUCGUCUGUCCUCUCAUUUGGAUCUGCUGUCUUCCCCCAGCGUUUCUCCCUCCACUUCUUCUUUGGGAGGCAUUUCUCCCUUUUCUGUCGGGAGAAGGGUGCCCGAAAACGCGGAGGGGGAGGCGCGCGAGAGAAGCGAGGAAGGUCCAGAAAGCGCGACUCUGCCUUCCUCGGCCCUCCAGCGCCUCGUCGAGGGAGAACAGACCGCAAGGAGCUGGCGAGAAAAACUCGAAGUCGUGAAGAACGUCCUCGCCGCCGCGCUGAAAGAGGGGAAAUCCCGGUGCAACCCUCAGGAGACAGUGACCCUCAUCGACUCGCUGGCCUACUGCAGCAUCUACCUUCACUUCGUCUCUCAAGGCGACAUCGUUUGCACGGAGGACGGGAGACAUUUUCGGCCGAAUCACCAUGCAAGUCUGUCACGAGAACUGUGCAUUAUUCUGGAACAAAUCGUGCAGGAAAUGUCUGGCAGAGACGACAUCAUGGCCGACGCCACUCGGAUUCUUGCGCGUUCCAUUGCUCCUUCUCUCCCGUCCUUCGGGGCACCGUUUACGGCCUCCCAACCGCUCACGCGAAUUCGAGAUAUUGCACACCGAAACGACAUCCCCUCCGACCUCAAAAAUGAAAUCAAACACACGCUGCAGAACAAGCUGCACCGCUGCGCAGGACCGGAGGACUUGGUGACGGCCGAGAAUCUCCUCCGUCGCUUCCAUACCAAUCCCAGUGCUUAUCCUCACGCCUUUGUUGUCGAGUUCGAGCGAUUCUACGAUGAACUGCGGCGUUUUUUCAAUGCCACGGAUUUGGAGACGCGCCUCGUAGAUCUUCGUCAGCAGGAGAAUCCGCGGGCUGUCGAACUUAUAAAUCGGUUUCUGGAGUCGAAAUCUCGGAGCGAUGACCCAAACGCGGGACUCACGAAACUCCUCGUUACUCUGUCGGUGUGCGCCGACUUACGCGCUGCCUUCACUUGCCAGUUGAGAGACAGCUGCGCAGUGACAUUUCACCAAGACAUCCACCAGGUUCAGGAAAUGAGACUGGCAGAAAUCUUGCUGGACGACGUUGCCUUCGUGCUUCUUAGUCGCAGCGAAGCGCUGUUUGAGCAAGAGCCGAACAGCAAAUGGGCUGAAGCUCUCGAGGCUCUUUCUCUGGGUGUCCAGAAUGUCCGCAUCAGUGGAAUCAAGCGCGAUGAGUGCCGAGCCUUGGCAAACGAGUUUUCAGGUCUGGCGAGACAGGCGUUUCACUCCAGAGACGACUACUUGAUUCUGAAAGCUUCGCUGGACCGAUGCCGGCGUCUGUGCGAGGACUUCACAGACCUGCAAAUCGCUCUCUUCGCCACCAGAGCUCUCGCUCUCGGGGCGCAACUCAAGCUGCCUGAGCACGCUGUGCGAGUGUUCUCAGAAGCGGUCGUUCGAUCCAGCGUCGUCUUCCAGAUUUCCAAGCUCUGUCGCGCGCUGCUUCGCGGCAUCCAAGUGCGUCUGAAUCUGCAGCCGUACGACACUCUGGUCGCUGGCAAAGCUGUCGGUUCUCUCCUUUUUUUCGACACGCUGGAGGAAGCGGUUCUUCAUUGUAUCCGGCGAAGCCACUCCGCAUCUUCUCUGCGCGCUUCUGGCCUCCCUCUGGGCGCCGCAUGCAGCUCUCCCGAGUCUGAAAAGAAUUCUCAACAGCUCGAGCCCAGCACGCCGAACGUGAAGUUCACACGCCUCGGAGAAGAGAAAAAAACCGUGACGGAAAAAGCGAAGGAAGUCUUUGCCGAUUCCCCCCCAAUCAUUCUCGCUGCGAGAUGCGCAAGUGGAGACGAAGAAAUCGCAGGUCUCGACGGCCCUAACGCAAGAGUCGUCGCCAUCGUCGUCGGCCACGAUCUCCCUAUCCUGAGUCAUCUCGGCGUCCGAGCGCGUCAGAAAGGCGUCCCGUUUGUGGCUUGUCAAGACCCAGGGGCUUUUGAGGCUAUCACAGCGUCGCAGGGUCAAAUCGUUUCUCUUUCGGCAGAUGCACAGUCUGUUUCUUUCCAGGUGCUGGAGGGAGGAACAGCGACAGAGGCUCUGCAGAGACAGCGUCAACAGGAAGAAACUUUGGACGAGAAAGGUACUUCAAACGAGGAAAAUCCGCCCUUGCUCAUUUCUUCACCGUCUCCGUCCUAUCCAUUUUCUUCUGCAAUUUCUUCUUCUCUUCUCGCCUCUCCUUCUCCGCCCGCCACCCUCACUGCCAGGGAGAUGACUCUCGAAACUUGUGGAGCAAAGGCAGCGACUUGCGCGCGUCUCCGGAUAUUAGCCGAGGAGGCCGAGUCAAAAAACGAAAACGGACGCGGCUGUCACGCUCCGAUGAAUGUUUUCGAAGCGGCAAACUGUCUGGCCUUCCCCUACGGCACUGCCGAGUGGCUAAUUCAGCAACAAGGAGAAAGAGAACUGUUUCAGAGUCUCAUCGAGAAACUGGAGACCUCUGCUCCCGGCUCAGAGUUGGACGAGGCAGUUGCGAAACUCCAAGAUUUGAUCAUGCAUUUGAAUCUUCCUGAGGAAAUCGUUUUGCCCGUCGUCCAUCUCUUUGGCACACGCUCUCGCCUUGUGGUUCGCUCUUCUGCCAACGUCGAAGAUUUGAAAGGCAUGUCGGCGGCGGGGCUGUACGAAUCGGUCGCGAACGUGUCUGUGAUGGACGCGGUCGCGUUCCGGUCUGCUGUCGUUACAGUCUGGGCGUCGCUCUACUCUCGCAGGGCAGUUCUGGCGAGACGCGCUGCCGGUGUGCCUCAGCACCAAGCCUGCAUGGCUGUUUUGAUUCAAGAGUUGGUCAGUCCAGAACUAAGUUUCAUUCUUCACACGGUCAACCCUCUCGAAAAAGAUAAACAUCGCCUCUACGCAGAAAUCUGUCCGGGCUUGGGAGAGACUCUCGCGAGCGCGGGCACCCGCGGGUCGCCCUACCGCAUGCUUGUGAACAAAGCGACAGGCGAAAUGACGAUGUUGUCCUUCUGUAACUACAGCACCUCCCUGGUGCCCGCGAUGCCCAAGAAUCGAAGUUUCAUCGCGCUGCGCGAAGGAAAAACCACGCAACAGGCGACUCCUCAACUCACGCCCUCGAGCCUCGUCAAGUCGCGAGUGAUGGAUUACACCAUCGAGCCGAUGACUCACGACUUGGGGUACAGAGUCCAUAUUGCUCACAGACUCGCAGGCGUCGCUGUAGCCCUUGAGGCCGAGUUGGAGGGUCCGCAGGACGUGGAAGGCGUGAUUUCCGGAGACGCGGUCUGGGUAGUGCAGUCUCGGCCGCAGCCUGUUUCCGACUGAAGGGCGAAUCGCAUGCAGUGGGGUGAAAGGAGGGCACGAGUCACGAACUGUCAAGAGGAAGUUUGUUAAUCAAUGCCAGUCCGGAUCUACGGCAAAGCAGAGUGGACCUACGCAUUUCGAAACGCAGUCUUUUGCGUGUCCAUCUGUAUCUCUCGCAUUUCAGGAUAUCCCCAACAGAACCAGCGUGUUUCUGCGCAUAGGCACGUAAAUUUACACAUGCAUAUGUAUAUAUGCGAGUACACUUAUCAACAUCGAUAUAUAUAUAUAUAUAUAUAUAUGUUUACACGAGUCGAAGGGUUUGGGUCGUGGUGGAUGGGCCGUCGCGCGAAUGAAAGACGCUUUUUUCCGGUGUCGGAGUUGAAGGGAAGACACUUUUUAUUUCGUCGCUUCCUUGUGUGGCGAUUUUGGUAACCGAAGAAUCUUGGACCGUC
Molecule: messenger RNA, 6373 nt
Organism: Toxoplasma gondii ME49
Lineage: Eukaryota; Apicomplexa; Conoidasida; Eucoccidiorida; Sarcocystidae
Product: pyruvate phosphate dikinase, pep/pyruvate binding domain-containing protein
Exons: 24
Coding region: 2223-5942 (1239 amino acids)
Biological process (GO): phosphorylation
Molecular function (GO): ATP binding; starch binding; kinase activity
Source: RefSeq, a predicted model, not a curated record